AUGGGGGUGAGAGGCGGCGGCGGCGGCGUGUCUGCGCGCGUCUCGUUGCAGAAGAUGGGGCUGCAGUUGAAAGCCACGUUAGAAAACCUGACCAAUCUCAGACCGGUGGGGGAGGAUUUCCGCUGGUAUCUGAAGCUGAAGUGUGGGAACUGUGCCGAGGUUUCAGAAAAAUGGCAAUAUUUACGAUUAAUGGACAGUCAUCCUCUCAAAGGAGGCAGAGGGAGUGCCACAAUGGUACAGAAAUGCAAGCUGUGCUCCAGAGAAAACUCUAUAGACAUCUUAAGGCACACCAUGAAGCCUUACAAUGCUGAAGACAAUGAGACAUUUAAGACAAUAGUUGAGUUUGAAUGCCGCGGCCUUGAACCAGUGGACUUCCAACCACAGGCUGGGUUUGCUGCAGAAGGUGCAGAGUCUGGAACACCUUUCACUGACGUCAACUUAUUGGAAAAGGAUUGGAAUGACUAUGAUGAAAAAAUAAAGGAAUCUGUCGGAAUCUAUGAAGUUACCCAUAGAUUUGUCAAAUGUUGAAACGUACUUGUCAUGGCAUUACUUUCUCCAUG
Molecule: messenger RNA, 560 nt
Organism: Euleptes europaea (tarantolino)
Lineage: Eukaryota; Metazoa; Chordata; Lepidosauria; Squamata; Sphaerodactylidae
Gene: CZIB
Product: CXXC motif containing zinc binding protein
Exons: 8
Coding region: 1-528 (175 amino acids)
Molecular function (GO): zinc ion binding
Source: RefSeq, a predicted model, not a curated record